Molecule: messenger RNA, 1177 nt
Organism: Rubroshorea leprosula
Lineage: Eukaryota; Viridiplantae; Streptophyta; Magnoliopsida; Malvales; Dipterocarpaceae
Source: the annotation of a GenBank genome assembly
CUGCUCUUCUUCUCCCUUGCAGCUCCCAAAAACCCCCAAGCUGCCGACUUCCAUACUUGAAAGAAAAACCCGGUAGAAAGCUUGAAAUUUCUCCUUCUUUCUUGCUCAAUAACAAGUUUUAGGACUUAGAAUUCUCUCUCUCAACCCAGAAAUUCCAGAUCUGGUCGGUGUCUCUUCCUCCCUUGUCCGUCGGUUUCUGCUGGGUGUGAAUCCUUCGGCUUUUUCUGUUCCCGUGAGUUUCCCUCCAGGAUCCCGUCGGCUUCCUCACCAGCCAAGCUCGGUUUCUGCUGGGAAAAUUUUGGAAGCGAAACCGAGGAUGGUGAAACCACGGGAAGUGACGAGUUAGAAGGCUAGCCAUUUCGAGAUUGAUAUAGAUUGUAGAAAUAAAUCAUGCUUUUGUAAGAUAGAUUUUACCUUGAAUUUAUGAGAUCAAAAUAGAUUUCGGUCAUUAGAUCAAUUACUUGGAUGUAAGUCAUUUUGGAUAUAGAAAUAAAUUGAAAUAUUUGAUUUAAGUUAUUGGAUAGUCAGAUGUGAAUUGGAUAAGUUCCAAGCCUUGUACAUUUGUGGGACCUUCUCACGAGUGCACAGCGUCUGCCACGUUCUCGGAUUCGGGUCCUGGGGCGUGACAGAUCCUCAGCCAUAACCCAACUCGAUUAGACAUCAAAGGCCGCUUUGCUCUCAUAGCCAGCUCUCCUAGGCAAUUUUUGCAUAUUCUACCUUCUCUCUCCUCACAUUCCAUAUUUGAUUCUCUCCUAAAAUUUGCCCCCAUUAUCUAUGCUCAUUUCUUUAGCUUAUUAUCAUGAAUUGUGGAUUUUGAAGGGGAGCAAUAUGUUUGUUGAUAUUGUGCUAGACUUGCAUGUUUUUGGUGAUUUAAAGGUGGAUAUGCAUGUGUUAAAGGGGAGUUUAUUUGGUUAUAGUUAUAUGCUUUAUGAUGAAUGACAAAAAAGGUGAAAAUUUGCUGAAUUUUUAUGCUUUAUUGUUAUUUAUGGAUUGUUUAUAUGCUAAAAUUUUGGGUUACUCUUUGACUAUAUAUGUGUUGAAAUUUUUUGGUUGCAUUAUGUUCUCAUGCUUGCAUGGCUUGAAACUUGACUCUUUUUAUGAACUUGGUGCUUGAAAAUUUAAAAUGUUUUGGUAUUUGAUGCUUAAGUUUGUCAAGGAAUAUAAGCAUAAACUUAGA